AAUUUUUUAACGUUUCGGACGCAAGUCGGCGCGAAUAACGAGAGUAAAGUUGUGGCUAGUGCAAAUCGGGACGGGACGAAAUGCGGCAGCAAAUAGCUUACUAAGUUAAUCAUAAUUAUAGUGUGAAAUAUGGCUUUGUAGCGCCACAAAGAUCUUAAUUCAGGAAAAUCCACCUGAAGUGCCGAAACAAAAGAACUUCGAGGAGACUUCGAGCUGCCCAUAGGAAUUUUCAAUUCCCCCUAGCCAGGCGCCUGUCAAAAAUAUAUGUUAAAUUUUUAAGUGAGACGAGCUAUUAGUAAAAAAACAAAGAAAACUGGCUACCAGCGAUAAACUGUCCACAUUUUUUGUGGCCAUGGACGAGGAGGAGGAGGAGGAGGUCACGGAUCUGAAGCUGCAAUUGUUCCACAAUACAGUACGCGAGCACAUUAUAUUUCUGCUACUGAUCAUCUUGCUGUACUUCAGCUCAUAUGUGGUUGUUUCACGUUUUCGGCGGCGAGAUCGUGACGAUCUCUAUUCGAAUGACGAGGACGAGGUGCUGGUGUAUCGCAUAAGCUUUUGGCUAUGCACAUUCACACUGGCCGUGGCCGAAGGGGCUGCCAUGUUGCUACCCGUUUCCAUCGCCAGCAACGAGGUGCUGCUCUUGUAUCCCAACAGCUACUAUGUGAAGUGGCUCAACAGCUCACUUAUACAGGGCCUGUGGAACCAUGUGUUUUUGUUCUCCAAUCUGUCGCUGUUCAUCUUCCUGCCAUUUGUUUAUUUGUUCUCCGAGUCCACGGGAUUCGUGGGUCAGAAAAAGGGCAUUCUGCCGCGCGUCUACGAAACCUUUACAGUAUUCAUGCUGAUGGCCAUUAUUGUCUUGGUACUAACAGCCGUUCUAAGUGCAGUUUUUGGCAUUGAGAAGUUCCAAUUCUUUUGGUUCCUAAAUUUGGGCAGUGUUCACCUGCCGUUCCUUUAUUCGUGUGUCUCUUUUCUGGGCGUGAUGCUUAUGCUGAUUUGCACCCCCUACGGUUUUGUGCGUUUGUUUGGCGUCGUCAAUCAGGUGCUGGUGCGACCAAUGCUGCUGCGCGACGUCAACGAGGAGUUCAGCGCCUUCUACAUGGAGGAGGCGAGCGUCAAGCGGAAGCUGGCCCACAUCGAGCUGCACAACGUGAGCAUCUCGGAUGCCGCCAACGGCGGUCGCAACGGUAUCGGAGCGGGUCGUGGACGCACGUUCUUGCCACAACCCCUGCUGCAGCAGUCGCAGGCACAUCUCUACCAGCGCAAGGCGAUGGCCAGCGAUGUGGGCGAGCUGAACGAAAGACUGAGAGAACUGGACUCCGAGCGCAAGGAGCUGGACAAGUUGCGCAAGUCGAGCACCUUCCAGCGCACCUUCGUCUAUCCGCUGGCGAUGCUGCUGCUGCUCUUCUGCACAGGCGUCACCAUUCUGCUGGUGGUGCAAAACACCCUCGAGCUGCUUAUCGGCAUCAAGGCGCUUCCACUAAGUACGAGGCAAUUUACGCUGGGCAUCUCGUCGCUCUCGAAGCUGGGACCCUUUGGCGCUGGCUUGGAGGUGUGUCUCAUCUUCUACUUGGGAGCCACCUCGGUGGUGGGCUUCUACAGCAUGCCGUUUAUGCGGAAUGUCUGCCCCAAGCGGCGCCAGACAUCGCUGCCACAGCUAAUGCUGAACUGUGGCUUCAUGCUGGUUUUGUCCUCGGCGCUGCCCUUGCUCAGCAGGAUCAUAGGCAUCACCAACUUUGACCUGCUGGGUGACUUUGGGGCCAUCGAGUGGCUGGGCAACUUCCAGAUUGUGCUGCUCUACAACCUGGUCUUCGGCACCACCACGGCCCUCUGUCUGGCCAACAAGUUUACGGCCACCGUGCGCCGGGAGCUUCGUGCCCGGUUAGUGGAGAACUAUGUGCUCUUUACUAACUACAUGAGCUUCAUCAACUGAUAUUGGCGCAAGCGACACGACAACGCGUUCUUCGUCCACCGCCACCUGGUGCGACGCCUUGUCGAGUCGCCGCUGAAGAGCCUAACUAGUUUCUAUACAAAGUAUCGUAAUCUUAGUCGUAAGCGCAGUCGCAAUACCACCGCUAGUCGCAAGGCAAACGAAAUGAACUGUUGAGGAAUAAGAGAAACAUGGGAGAUGGCAGCUGAAACUAUAUAAUAUACCUUUACAUAUGUUAUAUGAUCACCUUUAGUUGUGCAGAACUGAUACUAAUAUUUAAAUGUUGAGCUGUUCACUGUUGUGCUUAACUGUUGUACUCUAUACAGAGUCCUGAAAUGGGACCGCAUAUCACCGUGUCGGCACUUGUGUACCAAGAUAUAUGUACUCGCAAGUAUAUCGUCAAUAAUUACCCUGUAAAUAGAGAAUGUUAUAGAACAGCGUUAGCCACAGUCAACCGUUUGCAGUAGACGUAGGCUAAAUUUCGUGUAUUUCACCAAAUCUCCUGUCGUACAGAGUCGAGUGUUGAAUUCCAUUUCAUACAUGUUUCUAUGCUAUUUAUCCAUGUAGUUUUGAGUUAAUUUUAAGAGAUUUUAACAAUGUUCCUUAAGUAGCGCAUCGACUGAGGCGCCGUCAUUUCAUUUUACUGCAUACUCAAAACUGUAACCCAAUAUUCACACAAUCACACUUACAAGCGUCUAAAACUUAUGUGAUAAAAUAUAAUAAACAAAGCAUUUUACUAAAUUAAUCGA
Molecule: messenger RNA, 2676 nt
Organism: Drosophila ficusphila
Lineage: Eukaryota; Metazoa; Arthropoda; Insecta; Diptera; Drosophilidae
Gene: lili
Product: protein Lilipod
Exons: 8
Coding region: 353-1930 (525 amino acids)
Biological process (GO): signal transduction
Molecular function (GO): transmembrane signaling receptor activity
Source: RefSeq, a predicted model, not a curated record